Malania oleifera is the source of this 2308-nucleotide messenger RNA. RefSeq names its product sterol 3-beta-glucosyltransferase UGT80B1. The coding region runs from base 453 to 1997 and encodes 514 amino acids. The transcript has 15 exons. The record is from RefSeq and is a predicted model, not a curated record. NCBI's taxonomy places the organism in Eukaryota, Viridiplantae, Streptophyta, Magnoliopsida, Santalales, Ximeniaceae. Gene Ontology annotation, molecular function: UDP-glycosyltransferase activity.
AGAAUAAGGGGAUGGAGGGGAAUGUUGCGUGAAAGAAAUUAAUGCUCCUAAUAAUCACCAUACUGUUGUAUUAUUUUCAAUUCUGUAAAACAAACACCGAAACCUUAAUCUUCUUCCAUGAGUCUCCAAUGAUGAACAUGAAUCAAAAUCCUUGAAAAUUUGAAUUAAGGGUGGAAUGCAUACGAUUAUUUGCCAUUAUCCUCCAACUUUUUCGAAAAAUUCUUAAAAACCCUAAAUUUGAGGCUGCAAAUCAACUUGGCUUUCUGUCCAAUCGCUCCUAUCCAGAGGGAUUGAAUUGAAACAAAAUCGAAACGUUUGGGAAUGGCGAUAACAAAUUAAAAUUUUAAGAGCGGAUAGUGAUGGCGUAAUAAUAGAAAAAAAGACAAGUAGCCAGCAAAAUAAAUUAUCGAAACCGGUUAAACUCUUGAGCUGGAGGAAUUACACCGCGGGCUAUGGAGAAGACGACGGAGAGGACCAACCCAACGGCGGUGUUCAUGGCUUUCGGUACCAAAGGCGAUGUUUACCCCAUUGCUGCUGUAGCUGUGGCUUUUGCUUGCAACCAGAAACAAUAUUCUGUUGUUCUAAUUACUCAUGCAGCUCAUGAGAACUUAAGUACACAUUUGGUUCAAAAAAAUGUUGCUUAUUUUCCGAUUUCUUCGCCACCUGUUCUUUCUCCACAGGAAGGUUGUGAUGCUGCAGGAUCAUUGGAGUUUUCUGUAAAAAAGAGGACCAUUUUGACAGAGCAUAGACGGGAAUGCUUUUCUAUCAUUGAACAGAUCUUUAGGCAUGGCCUGAGUGUGGAGGGCGAUUUUAUUGCGAUAAAUUUCUUUGCACUGGAGGGGUGGAGCCUUGCGGAGCUUUUUUGUGUUCGCUGCAUCAUUGCUGCUCCUUAUGUUGUUCCAUACAGUGCACCUUCAUCAUUUGAGCGUUGUUUCAAAAGAAAACUUCCUCGUUUGUAUGAAUAUUUUCAAGAAGCUCCGGUUAACAAGGUUUGUUGGAAAGAUGUGAUCCAUUGGAUGUGGCCGCUUUUUACUGAAGAUUGGGGGUCGUGGAGAAGUGUGGAUUUAAAUCUGAGCCCCUGUCCUUUCACGGAUCCAGUGACUGGACUUCCAGCUUGGCACGACAGAUCUCCAUCACCCCUUCUACUGUAUGGAUUUAGCAAAGAAGUUGUUGAAUGCCCCGAUUAUUGGCCUCCAAAUAUUCGUGUUUGUGGGUUUUGGUUUCUCCCUAUCGAAUGGCAGUUUUCUUGCAGAAAAUGCGGAGAGAUUGCUGCUUUGACAUCUUCAAGGAAACUUAACACAAAAGAUGAUAUGUGUUCAUCUCAUGCCAGGCUACAUUCUUUUCUAAGGAGCACUGUGCCCAUGCCACCUAUAUUCAUUGGGUUGAGUUCUAUUGGAAGCAUGGGUUUCUUAAAGAACCCCCUAGCAUUUCUUCGGGUUCUACAAACUGUUUUGGAGAUCACAAGUUACCGAUUUAUUCUUUUUUCAUCUGGUUAUGAACCUUUACAUGCAGCGAUUCAUGUUGUUGCCGCUGAAACUUCAGUUAGUAUACAAUGUGGUGAAGAUGAGAUGUCUCUUUUUGGUGGUCGGCUGUUUAGCUUUUCUGGCACCAUACCCUACAACUGGCUAUUUCCAAGAUGUCUGGCUGCAAUUCAUCAUGGGGGAAGUGGAUCAACUGCAGCAGCACUACAUGCAGGAAUCCCACAGAUUAUAUGCCCAUUUAUGCUGGAUCAGUUCUAUUGGGCUGAGAGGAUGUUUUGGCUUGGAGUUGCCCCAGAACCACUGAAAAGAGACCACUUACUUCCAGAUAAAAUGGAUGAAAAGAGCAUAAGUGAAGCAGCAUAUUUGUUAUCCAAGGCCAUAAAUUAUGCACUAUCCCCUGAUGUCAAAGGGCGUGCAUCAGAAAUGGCUGAAAUAAUUUCUCUUGAGGAUGGAAUCGAAGAAGCAGUAAAUAUCCUCAAGGAAGAAGUGUGCCGUUCCAGCUCUGAUUCGCGUUAGACUUGGUGCUAUUCCCAUCUCAGAAUUUGCUACGACCAGGAGGUGCGGCAUUACUAUGCUUCCAUAGCUAACCCACUAGAUUCUAUGUUCUUACACUGCGGUAAGUUUGCAUUAUAACUCCUGCUUCUCAUGACCCCUCUUAUGUUUUUUUCACUCUUUUAUACCGGAUGGGCAUAGUGAGGACAGCUUUUUUAUUUUUUAUUUUUGGUGUUAAGAAAAUUCAAAACUUUAUAUCUACUGAAACACAGGUCAAAAUUGUAUUAUAUUUUAUAUAAAUUUUAAAUUUAAUAUCUAAAAUCAAUGUUUCCAAA